Messenger RNA from Gryllus bimaculatus (two-spotted cricket), 1821 nucleotides. NCBI's taxonomy places the organism in Eukaryota, Metazoa, Arthropoda, Insecta, Orthoptera, Gryllidae. The record is from the annotation of a GenBank genome assembly.
AAUUAAAAUGAUACAACGUAUGUUUGGAAGAUAAGUAUUAGCACAUUGGUUGGCACAAUUGUAUGUAACAAGCAACCCUCAGAACAUAGCAUCAUUUCGUGUUGACCAUAAAAUGUCAUUUUUGUUCAAUAUAAAAUAAACAUCGUGCGUUAAAUAUUAUGGAAUGGAAAGAUUGGUGCCGUUUGUGUGCAAAUACCGACGACAAUUCCUCGCCUGUUUUCCAGAAUGAAGACCAACUUUUGCCGGAAAAAAUAUUCAAAUACCUCUCGAUCACGAUUCGCAACCAGGAUGAACUGCCUCAAACGGUGUGCGAUGCGUGUACACGCCGGGUCACCGCCUUCGACCGCUAUGCCCAUCAAUGCCUGAGGGCGCAGACGAUGUUCAAGGCACUUCUACAGGAAAAAGAUGAUGAUUCCUACAACAAAGCUGUGUUGUUGCGAGAGGAGUACCUGGGACCCGUCAUCCAAAAGCGUGACGACCAGGUCCAUUAUUUUGUAUUCUUUUGUUAUACUGGAAGGUGUUUCUCUUUCAACAUCAUACAUUAUGCUAAAGUGUGUUCAACAAUUUUAAACUUGUAUUUCAAUUAAAAUCUACUGAAAAUUGUAAAUCGUGCAAAUGGGCUAUAAAUUUGUUAUUUAAUGAUAUAUCUUACCUAGAGUCAAUAUGUUUCUUUUCAAAUUGUAGGAAUGUUUGAAGAGGUCAAACGAAUAAUGCACACAAAUGCUGAAAAAUAUUAUUGUAAAGUAAAUUUUAUUUGUAGAGUUUUCUAAAUAAAGAAAUAGAAUAUCAUGAGAGCAAUUUAUGAAUUAAAAGUUUCAUGUUGUUUCAAAUAUUAAUACACUUUUCUAAAUGUUUUGCUUAAGUCAAUAUGAUAUAAAUACAUUAUCAUUUUUGGAUCAAAGAAUGUUUCACGUAGUUAACUUCAUUGUAAUUAUUUAUUUAAUAAAAAGGAGUGCCAUGUUUUAAAGGAGAUCAUUACAAUACUUGUUUGGUACACAUUGGCGGAUCCAGGGUGGGAGCCUUGCUCCCCCGCUCCCCCUCUCAAGGCCUAGAGUUUUCGUUUACCGUCCUUUCAUUUGAGGAAAUUAAUUUAAAUAUUUAUUAGUCUUCUAAUUAUGUAAACAAUAAUAUUGUGUAGUAUCAUAUGUGCAGUAUGUAAAUAAUUAACAAAAUAAAAACAAAUGUUUUGUUAUUCAUAGAAAUGUACUAUGGCCCCCAAAAAAUUAUCAGCUGGAUGCGCCCCUCUUGGUACAUUAUAAUGUUAUUGAUAGUUUAAAUGUUGUCCAUGGAAGUACGUGCAUACUAACAUCUUGCAAUUAACAUCUUUCAUAAGUGCAGAAAAUAUUUAUUAUCAUGUUUCAUACUUUGCAAGAACUAGAUUACAAAAUCCAACUUUUUUUUUUUUUUUUUUUUUUUUUUUUUUUUUUCCCCAUCUUUUUGGGGUAUCACAAGUUCAUUCAGUUUUUGAAAAGUGUAGUAUUGCAUUCUAAAUAUGGAAUAUGGAUUUUUAAAUAUGGAAUAUCAUUUUGUAUUACCUUAUUUCUGUUGUGAUUUCACUUCCAUUUUAUUACAAAAAGCAAAUAAUGAAAAAAUAUAAGAAAACUAGAUAUUGGGUUCUCCAAUUUGGCUUUAAAUGUAGAAAAGAAAUCUGCAGAUUUGUGAAGAACAAAAUUAAAUAAAAAGAAUUAAUAGAUUCACUGACUAGGGUUGAUUUAAAAUAUAUAUUUUUCUAUUUUAGUUUUUUAAGAUUAAUCAUAAAAGAUGUAUAUUUAAGACAGUUUUUAAAUGAUUACUGAUUAAACCAGUGUUAAUUUUAUGGUA